AUGAGAAUAUUCAGAGAUGUUGUGGCUUCGGGAGAGUAUGCGUACGCACCAUCAGCCUCACAGCCUCAGCCAGCGUUUGCUCCACAGCCUGACACAGAAGAGGAGGAUGUUUAUAGAGUCGGGCUAGACCAACAAGAAGGGUCAGGGGAUAGUGAGGAUGAAAACUUUGGUGUGGACCCAACAGCCAGUGCCUUCACAAAUGACUUCGCUGCUUGCAACAUAAACACCCCCGCAAGUACUGGACCAAGUGGCUCAGGAAGCUAUGGAAAGAGAAAGAGGGGUGAGACAUCAGAUGCAAAGAAGAAGAAGAAAGUUGCUGCAACUACAUUAAUUUCUGAUAGCCUGAGUGUCAUAGCAGCUGCUUCUGACAAGCGAGCAGCAGCAUUGGUUGAAGAUCCCCAAAUAGUUGAUAAGGUUUUGGCACACCUGACUACCGUUGAGGAGCUUAAUGAUGACAAUCAACUAUAUUAUGCAUGUGCCAAGAUGCUUACGCGGUUGAGGUGGGCUAGGCGAGCCUAUUUGGGGCUUAUGCAUGAUAGAAGCAAGUUGUUGAGGUGGUUGAUACCGGCAGCACAAGACCCAGACACAUGGAAGUGA
Molecule: messenger RNA, 597 nt
Organism: Neltuma alba
Lineage: Eukaryota; Viridiplantae; Streptophyta; Magnoliopsida; Fabales; Fabaceae
Exons: 1
Coding region: 1-597 (198 amino acids)
Source: RefSeq, a predicted model, not a curated record